Molecule: messenger RNA, 1715 nt
Organism: Mus pahari (shrew mouse)
Lineage: Eukaryota; Metazoa; Chordata; Mammalia; Rodentia; Muridae
Gene: Catsper4
Product: cation channel sperm associated 4
Exons: 11
Coding region: 36-1367 (443 amino acids)
Biological process (GO): transmembrane transport; sodium ion transport; flagellated sperm motility
Cellular component (GO): membrane; sperm principal piece; CatSper complex
Molecular function (GO): voltage-gated calcium channel activity; calcium-activated cation channel activity
Source: RefSeq, a predicted model, not a curated record
AGCAAAGAAGCCCUCUCUGAAGAGACACAGCAAAGAUGUCUGAAAAACACAAGUGGUGGCAGCAGGCAGAGAACAUCGACAUCACACACCUGGGCCCUAAGAGAAAAGCCUAUGAACUCCUGGGUCGGCAUGAAGAGCAAGUGCUCAUCAACCGCAGAGAUAUCAUGGAGAAGAAGGAUGCCUGGGAUGUGCAGGAAUUCAUCACUCAAAUGUAUGUCAAACAGUUGCUUCGCCAUCCAGCCUUCCAGCUGCUGCUGGCCUUUCUGCUGUUGUCCAACGCCAUCACCAUUGCCCUCCGCACCAACUCUUAUCUCGGUCAGAAACACUACGAGUUAUUCUCGACCGUGGAUGACAUUGUGUUGACGAUCCUUAUCUGCGAGGUUCUGCUUGGUUGGCUUAAUGGCUUCUGGAUUUUCUGGAAGGAUGGCUGGAAUAUCCUCAACUUCGCAAUUGUCUUUAUCUUGUUUAUGGGGUUCUUCAUAAAACAACUUGACAUAGUCGCCAUCACCUACCCUCUCAGGGUGCUCCGGCUGGUGCAUGUGUGUAUGGCGGUAGAACCCCUGGCCAGAAUCAUCAGGGUUAUCCUGCAGUCGAUGCCGGACUUGGCCAAUGUCAUGGCUCUCAUCCUCUUCUUCAUGCUGGUAUUCUCUGUGUUUGGGGUCACGCUCUUCGGUGCAUUUGUGCCCAGGCAUUUCCAGAACAUGGGGGUUGCCCUGUACACGCUCUUCAUCUGCAUCACCCAGGAUGGAUGGCUGGACAUCUACACUGACUUCCAGGUGGACAACAGAGAGUACGCGAUGGAGGUCGGGGGUGCCAUCUACUUCGCUAUCUUUAUCACCCUUGGUGCCUUCAUUGGUCUCAACUUGUUCGUUGUCGUGGUGACCACAAACUUGGAACAAAUGAUGAAGACCGGCGAGGAAGAGGGGCAUCUGAACAUAACGUUUACCGAGACAGAAGAGGAUGAGGACUGGACUGACGAACUGCCACUGGUGCAUUGUACAGAGGCCCGCAAGGAUAUUUCCACUGUCCCCAAGGAACCACUGGUUGGGGGCCCCCUGUGUAACCUCACGGAAAAGACCUGCGAUAACUUCUGCUUGGUGCUUGAAGCAAUACAGGGGAACCUGAUGGAAUACAAAGAGAUCCGAGAGGAGCUCGACACGAUUAUAGAGGAGGUGUGCUCCAUCCGGUUCAACAAGGAGCAGCAAAAUGUCAUCCUACACAAGCGCACCUCCAAAAGCACCACCUUCCUGAGCGAGUCCUCCGAGAUGCCCGACAAGCAAGACUUGAUCACUGCGCUGAUGAGCAGGGGAGAAAAGGUGUAUGAUUCUAACACAAACAUGGUUAGCAAACAGAAGCUUAGCCACUGAGAAGGCGGUAUGGGAACCGAAGGGCCUGCACACACUGGGCCAGCUGCUGCAUCCCAGACUGGAGCCCAUCUCUCUCCCUUGCACCCGGGCGGCAGAGGCCAUGGGGCUGGAAAGGUGGCAGCAUCUUCAGGACUUACGCCCGGGAGCCUCAAGUCCGGACGAGUCAGGAUUCUGGCUGAGAGCGGAUGUACAGAACGUCGUAGCCAGGCUUUGGCCUAAAGAUGAACAUCCCUGACCUCUGCAUCAGCCAGAGCCGGAUGAGGCCUGCGUGGGCCCAAGCACCAGAAAGAGAAGAGCCCGGCCAGUGAGACCGUGUGCACCGAAAAUAAACUUUUGUGUUAUAACCAA